AUGAUUGGUAUGAACGAGAGUCAGCUCAGGGCCAUUAGUGCCAUUGAGAGAGCCUGUUCAGUCUUGUCGCUUCUGGGCUGUCUCUUCACCAUUGUUACUUUCUGCUACUCACGAUCCUUUCACAAGCCAAUCAACCGACUGGUGUUUUAUGCCUCCUUUGGCAACAUGUUAACUAAUAUCGGAACUUUGAUGUCACGAACCUUCUUGGAAAACGGUACUUCUUUUGGGUGCCAAUUUCAAGCCUUUCUGAUUCAACUAGUUACUAACGUCCCCCCCCCCCAAAACUACAGAUUUAUGCCUGCAGAUGCCUUUUGGACUUUGGCUAUGGCUAUUAAUGUUUAUCUUACGUUUUACUUCAAAUUUGAUGCCGAACGCCUUCGACGCAUGGAAAUCGCCUAUUUAAUUGGCUGCUACGGCAUCCCAUUCGUGCCCGCCUUUGUCUUUCUUUUCAUCAAAGACCACGAUGGAGCACGUGUUUACGGAAAUGCUUCACUGUGGUGUUGGAUCUCCUACGACUGGGAUCUCCUUAGAAUUGCAGCCUUUUAUGGCCCUGUCUGGAUUGUGAUUCUGAUGACAUUUUUCAUCUAUAUACGAGCCGGGCGUACCAUUUAUGAAAAGCACAAGCAGCUUCGAGGCUUUAACUCGUCCGACCCUGACCCUCUUUCAGUCAACGGCGACGCCAUCUCCACCGUCAAGACCACGGAGAUUACCGUCACAAGCGAGGUAGCGGGAGAGAGGGGAAUGCAGCUCGCCAGCAUGAAUCGUCAAAACUCCAACUCUGUGCAGAGCACGAGGAGUCCCAACGGAGCGUACACAGUUCACAUCUCAGCGGACUUGAAUAACACUGCCCAGACCUAUGACGAAGAUGCCCUGCCCAUUCAAGGAACGACACUGCAACAUACAUCUACGGUGCAACUUGCUCCUCGACGACCAGCCAACAUUAGUCGUCGACGCAACCAUGAGCUGAACAACGCGGCCUGGUCAUAUACCAAGUGCUCUAUUCUCUUCUUCACAGCAAUUCUCAUCACGUGGAUCCCGUCGAGCGCGAACCGAGUGUAUUCUUUUGUGAAUGACAAGGAUGUCUCUGUUACUCUGGAGUUCAUGAGCGCCUUUGUCCUUCCCCUCCAAGGGUUCUGGAACGCCGUCAUCUACGCCGUGACGUCCUGGUCGGCGUGUCAAGAGCUCCUGGAGGAUCUGCGGUGGAAGAAAAGACCAAGUGUGUCCGAGUUAAUUGACGAGAGAAACGGUCGCGACAAAAAGGAUGCCGCAACACCCCCCCGUAGCCGGAACGUGCUCAGGUCCCCUCCCGGCAGCUCCAGGACUUUUGCGUCUGACAGCACGACAGAGCUGGCCAAGGCUCGGGCUCAUUCAGCUGAUGGCAGCCGUCACUGCUGA
This is a messenger RNA of Metarhizium robertsii ARSEF 23, 1395 nucleotides long. RefSeq lists its product as uncharacterized. The transcript has 3 exons. NCBI's taxonomy places the organism in Eukaryota, Fungi, Ascomycota, Sordariomycetes, Hypocreales, Clavicipitaceae. Gene Ontology annotation, cellular component: plasma membrane. Gene Ontology annotation, molecular function: G protein-coupled receptor activity. The coding region runs from base 1 to 1395 and encodes 464 amino acids. Gene Ontology annotation, biological process: adenylate cyclase-activating G protein-coupled receptor signaling pathway; cell surface receptor signaling pathway. The record is from RefSeq and is a predicted model, not a curated record.